Mytilus trossulus (common blue mussel) is the source of this 4301-nucleotide messenger RNA. RefSeq names its product meckelin-like. NCBI's taxonomy places the organism in Eukaryota, Metazoa, Mollusca, Bivalvia, Mytilida, Mytilidae. The record is from RefSeq and is a predicted model, not a curated record. The transcript has 21 exons. Gene Ontology annotation, cellular component: MKS complex; ciliary transition zone. Gene Ontology annotation, biological process: cilium assembly. The coding region runs from base 39 to 2966 and encodes 975 amino acids.
AAAAGCGUUUUGACGAUCUUGACUACUCGACAACAAUCAUGGACGACAAGUGCGCGAAAUUGUUUUUUCUAUUGAACAUUUUUGUUGUUGCCCGUUGUCAGUCGCAAUAUAAAGCUUUUGAAAACAUAACUGAUUGUAAAGAAACUGGGCUGUUCUUUCAGUACUACCAAACUUCUUCAUUGAAAUGUUUAAAUUGUCCAGAAGAUAGUACUUCUAUGACUGUUAGUUCUGAUGGUUUAGAUUGUAUUUGCAACCCUGGUUACUAUUAUACAAGAAAUUUUGGAGGUGGAAAAGUGACUUGUGCCAAAUGUCCAGCUAAUGAGGCUAGGUCAGCUGAUGGCUGGGGUUGUGUGAGUUGUGGUACCCUUGGUAUUGUUAAUGGUCAAUGUCUGACAUGUGGAACCAGAAUUACGCCAGUUGAAAGAGAGUUGAAUGGAGUCUCUAAAAACCCAAGAGAAUGCAGACCUUGUACAACAAAUACCUGGUUAAAUUCAGCAGGUACCAGAUGUGUGAGAUGUACAGAUUACUUAAAAACUGCAGGAAACCUUACCACCUGUACUUGUAUUGAUGCUCAGAAGGCUGAUGGUUUAUGCCUUCCAUCUUUGCCUACACUCACUAAUGUCCUCACAACAGUACCACUCACAGAUGGUUUUGCUGCACAAUUCUCAGCGCUUUUAGAUAAACAAUUGAAGGCAUCAUAUCUUAUGUGUCAAGAAAACAAAAAUGAGACGGCAUGUCAGACAUUGGGUAAUAUGUGUGCAUUGACAUUCUUUGAAUAUGAGGAUACUUUACAAAAAACUUCAGCAUGUAACCUGUACAAGAAUAUUAUACGGGAUAAUCUGGCUGACUGGAAAAACUUUUUGCCUGAUAUGUACUUCACACGAGAUGGUUUAAUAGCACAGGAUGGAGAUAGAGUACUUGAUGAUGAGUCUAUUACUACUACCUAUACCUUUGAUCCUCCAAUGAAUAUCAAGAUCUUAGCAGCUACCUAUACACAGAAUGGAGAGUUCCUUGGCAUAGACUCAGUACUGGGGGGCAAAAUUCAGCUAUGCUCAGACACCACUACUCGACUUAAUGCAGCUUUUGUUUUUGGCACAUAUUACUCACAUUCAUGUUCCAUUCCAGCAAUAGAUUUGUGGGAUCAGACCAAAUAUAAACCAGAGUUUUAUGAUCUGUUCCUUGAUUUUGAGCUUGAGGACGGAAGACAAAUUUAUCCUGUACCAAUAAAGCUUAAUGACUACUUGCACAACAGACAGGAGGUAAAUCAAGAAUCUGACAGUAAAGAUUGGCAUUUAGUUAAGAGAUUUUUCCUGGUGGACAAUAUAGCUACAACAGGAGCAGCAACAACAGCUGGUGCCCAGCCAGAAUAUGUUAGAUACAUGAAGUCUAUUAGUAUGAAUCUUAAGUUAGUAGGAAGUACCAGUACAGGCCAGAUUUUCCCACCAUAUAUCUCUAUCACUUACGGAACAGUGUCACUUGUGGAUGCACAGCAGGGAGCAUCAAUAUCGACAUCAUUUUCAGUUGAUUACGAAUAUUCAACUAGCCAAUACAGAAGAGAUUUUCAGAUUUCUGUAGGAACACUGUCAACCCUGAGUAUUAUCUACGCUGGUUACAGGACAUGGGUGUGGUCGAAAAGAGCGGGAAAACCAGCUAUUGACUUUCAGACGAUCAUCAAUUUCUUGUUCUUCGCAUCAGGAUCUUUGGCUAACGUCUUCUUUGUGAUAACAUUUGGUAUAGCAUUUUAUUUCCUGACAUUCUUCAAGGGACAAAAUACCGUUUUCUUGUUCCAUAUCACAGGAUUAGCAGAAAGGGAAUGGCUGGCAUUGUUUGGGUCAGGAUUUGCUUUAAAAUGUCUACAAAUGGCUCACAUGAUCAUCAUGCAGUGUACAGCAGAUGUAUUCCUAAUUGACUGGGAAAGACCAAAACAUGUGGUUGCUACCUCAGAAAAGAAAACAGGAAGUAAUGUCUCUAUUUGGCGUACUUAUUUUGUAGCAAAUGAAUGGAAUGAAAUUCAAACAUUGAGAAAAAUUAAUCAGAUUUUCCAGAUUUUUGCUGUUAUUUUCUUCCUGAAUGUUGUUGGGUUUGAAAAUGUUGCAACAAAAGAUCCAGAUGGCCGAAUCAUUAAAGAUACAACAUCAUACAGGGCUGAAGAUAGUACAAUGUUCAGAUAUGCCAUAGGAGCAUCAGUUUAUAUUUUAGUUGCACUUUGUCAGUGGAUUUUCUUCACAUUGAUAUAUGAGAGAUUUGUAGAAGAUAAAGUUCGACAGUUUGUAGAUCUUUGCUCUAUGAGUAAUAUCAGUGUGUUUGUAAUGGCACAUGCCCAGUUUGGAUAUUACGUCCAUGGUAAAUCAGUGCAUGGGAAAGCUGAUACCAACAUGGGAGAUAUGUUUGAUAUGAUGAGGAGAGAGGAGGAAGAUCUUUGUGGGAAGCGUGGACUUUUACCCGAUACUGACCAACAGACAUUUAUGAUGGCAUUACCACGUAAAUUAAGAGUCAAGUAUGAGACAGUAAUGUUACCUGUUGCUUUAGAGGGAUCUGGUGCUGUAGGAGGUGCGGGGAAAUCGAAAGAAACGAUCAUAAAUACAAAGACUAACGCAUAUAAUGUUGUCAAUAAAUUCCUUGCUGGAUUUGUAGAUCAUUCGUUAAAAGAUAUAGACUAUGUGGUCAAAGACAAAACACUUCUAGAGAGUAUCAUGGACACAGAAUUUUUGGAUGCUUCAGAAAAAGGAAUAUUCUAUAAUGAUGAUGGCCAUUCAUUUGACCGAGCUUUGUUUUAUGGUAAUGAAUCAGCCUUGGUUGUAUUUGACACACUAUUAUUCUGUAUAAUAGAUCUGAUAUUUCAAAACUUUGUUCUGGCUGGUGUGCUCACAUAUCUAAUCACAGAGUUAAUUGCUAUGGCUAGAGACAGUGGAGGAAGAAUGAACCUGGCCAAGAAAACAUUAGUGGACCAAAGAUUUUUAAUAUAAUGUGAAAUCAUUUAGUGCUGUCAUUUACGCAUCAACAUUCCAAAGUCAUAGGUCACAUGAUCCUGCAUCAAUGAACUGUGCCAUUUGAAUAUAAGAGCAACAAUUAUUAACCUGUGCUCGUUUAAUAAUAAAAAACUGAUAUAUGUAUCACAAAAAAUAGAUGGUAUUUAAGAAUGUUUUGUGAUAUAGAGAUAUAUGUAUAUGUAAAUAUAUAACAUGCAUUUAUACAUAUAGAUAGAUACAUAGUAUAUGCAAAAAAAAGGUUUAUGUUUAAGUGGUGCACAGAAUAUAUAUUAAAAAUUGAAUACACAAAAAGAGUUUUAAAAGCAGCAUUGUCUGGUUCUUUCAUUCAUCUUGGGACUUUUCAAGACCAUGAAAAUAUAUAUAUAUAAAUUAUAUGUAUGUGAUUUUACUCAUUAAAUCAAAAUAAAAAACAUAUAAAUAAAAUGAUUAUACAACAGCCAAAGCUAUAAGUGAGUAGAUGUUGUAGAAUUUUCAACAUCCUUUUAUAUUUUGGGAUUAAUUCUGUAAAAAAAACUAUUUUGAAAUUUUAUGGGUUAUUUUCCCUUCACUUUAUGUAAUUAAGUAAGAAUUAACUGAUACAUCUUUUAAAACAAGCUAGCAUUUUUUAAAGUUUAAGUUAUACAUCAUUGUGAAUGAACAGUUAUUGUUUAUAUAUGUGAUAUUACUAUUGUUGUGUUAGAGAUUUAUAGUACCGAAAAGAUUGUCAUAUCAUACUUCACCAUAUCCGUCCAAUAUUUAUUUUAUACAUUUAUACAAUUACAUUUUAUUGUGAAGAUCUGAUUAAUUUGUUGUGUUUUAUAUGUAAUUUUUUUUUAUUGAUUAAUUCAUUUUUCACGAUUUUAAGGGAGGUAUGAAUAAUGCGCCUAAAUGAAUUACUCCUGCUGUGUAAGAUAUAUAUGAUUAUGCUCAAAUAUAUUGCACAUAUUUACCAAAUGACUAGUAACAUUAAGGGCUCUGUUUCACCCAAAAUUUGAGUUAAUUUCUUAAAUCUUAUAUGAAAUAUGAAACAACUAUGUUAACGUUAAACAAAAGAUAUGUUUCAGAGAGGAAGAAAAUUGUAUUUUAGGUUUUGCAAAGGGUAGUUGAUUUUUGAAAGCAAAAGUUAAUUUGAGUGGCUUUUAUUUCUUAUUUUCAAAAUAGAUUGAUAAAAAUGUUUUGAAUUAAGAAAAAGAGCUCUUCGAAAAUGAAAUAGAGGUAAAGUUGGAUCCAUUAUUAUGAUAUAGAACAAUUAUUGUUAGGUUGUGUAAAUAGAAUUUCUUACAUGUGUUAAAUGCAUAUAGAAUUAUAAAUACAUUAAUUUAUUUUAUGAUA